AUGCCAUAUGGGUUGAGUGAUCCAGCUGCUCACAGCAUGCACUUAGAUGGUCCAGGGUUUACUGUCACUGAUCUGCUAAAGACAGCUGAUGUAAAGAUCACAGUGUUUUUUGAGAAGAUGAGAAAUAUACGUGACAACUUUGAUCUCAGUCAAACGGUACAGCAUCAGUUAGUUAAUUUGGAAAAAAGAUACUGCAUCGUCAUGGCAAUAUUCCACAAAUUUGAAAGAUUAUUUAAAGAAGUUUUCAGGGAAGAAACACAUAUCGAUGCUCAGGAGUAAGUUACCGGAGAACUGCUUGUUUCUUAUGUGUUACAUAUCAUGCCAUCAUGGGUAAGAGUUGUCGUGUGUACAGCCGAGUUCACAAGAUUGAAUUUACCACACUGACUCCUCAUAUUCGACAAGUGGGGUGAAAAUGGGAC
This is a messenger RNA of Liolophura sinensis, 419 nucleotides long. RefSeq names its product retinoblastoma-like protein 1. Lineage: Eukaryota; Metazoa; Mollusca; Polyplacophora; Chitonida; Chitonidae. The transcript is spliced from 3 exons. Bases 1 to 279 code for a protein of 92 amino acids. Gene Ontology annotation, molecular function: RNA polymerase II transcription regulatory region sequence-specific DNA binding. Gene Ontology annotation, cellular component: Rb-E2F complex; chromatin. The record is from RefSeq and is a predicted model, not a curated record. Gene Ontology annotation, biological process: cell differentiation; regulation of transcription by RNA polymerase II; cell morphogenesis involved in neuron differentiation.